Messenger RNA from Ylistrum balloti, 7936 nucleotides. RefSeq lists its product as uncharacterized. Bases 58 to 960 code for a protein of 300 amino acids. The record is from RefSeq and is a predicted model, not a curated record. Lineage: Eukaryota; Metazoa; Mollusca; Bivalvia; Pectinida; Pectinidae. The transcript is spliced from 5 exons.
GAUGGUAUCUUAGUUGGCUGCAAGUGAAACAAGUAGAUACAGAUGUAUAGCUGACAGAUGACAAACAUGAAGACCUCCUUCACACACUGGGCGUUUGUUGGACCAAACCUCUGGGCCAUUAUAUCACUGAUCCUCAUUCCACUAACCAGAGCGGGUGAAAGUACUUCAGUGACAAGUGAUAGCUGUGGUACGUACAUCAGUUUAAAGAAAGAAACACAUGCCGUACAUUGGAAAGGUGAUGUUCUAAGAGUUGACUGCACCAUUUACAUACAAAACGAUGCUAUGUAUGAAAACACUCUAUGUGCUAAAGCAGUGGAAUAUGAUGUGAAGGAUCAAGGGUUCAUUCUCACCUUCCUGUCAGGGUCAUCAUACAAUGAAGACACAAAGUACUUCACUGCUUCUGAAACCAAAGGCAACAUAUCCUACUGUGCUAGAAAAAGGUACACCCUGGCACUGCAAUUCUCCACUGGUACCAGGAAGUCAGACUCCCACGUAUACCUGAAGAUAACGCAGACACCAUUCAGGCCAAGUAAAAGUUUAAGACCCAACACAAGGGAACACUUACCACAGGUAAUGUACAGACUGAUGGGAGGUAUUGGAUCAGCCAUCAUGGUGGCCCUGAUGGCUUCAGUCAUUGUAAAUCGACGUCGUAGAUCUAGACUAGGUAGAGGUGGAAUAGUUAUCAGGCGAGCAGGCGAGACUGAUCAUGAACAGGGUGAGGAAAUGGUUGCUUUCAACCCAUCAUCACGUAAUAACCCUAGAACUUUCCCAGCGACAGGUGCACAAACUCGUUACAAGGAACCAUCUCAUGUGUACCCAACCCAGCAACCCAUCCGGCCACCUGCCUAUUCUGAAAUACAAAAUGAUCAAGCUAAUUUCAAGCAAUACCCAGAUUCAGCUCCACCAAGGUAUGAGGACAUCGCUGACUCAAAAUCUCAGCCAAACACUUCCAGCAUGUGAACUUGUUUUUGAGUCGUGUAUUGAUUUCUGAAGAGGCUUUUGGAAUUAGUAUCACACAAACAGGCAAUCUAAAAUUUCUUGUAAUGAUUUUAAAACUUACCUAAAAGUCUGUUAGUUUGUUGUAUGGUGGAGCAUCAGUAAUCUGUCUGCCUAUCGUCCUUUUGUCAAAUUUGUUUUUUAAAGCUUCUUUUUUAGAACAGGAAGAGCUGGUAUUCAGAUGUCUGGCCAGUAGUAUACUUUGAAAUUUGAAUGGAGUGCUAAUUUUUGUUUUUUGUUUUUGUUUUUGUACAUGAUUUACAUUGGUCUUCAUGGUGUAGGGAUUAGAAGUGUGUUCCAAAAUCAGGACUUCCUGAAGCAUCAUCGAGAUUAAAGCAAUAUAUGGGUGUGUCAUGUACGCAAGAAUUGUAAAUUGUUUUUGAUAUGUAUGUUUAGAUAAAGUUCAACUUUUAUGUAAUCAAGUUUCUGAAGGUCAAGGAAGUUAUCAUGCACUAGUAACUAUAUAUACUUUCCUUAAAUUGAUGACUGUAUUUUAAUUCCGAGGUCACAACUGAUCAGGUAUAACAUUUGGUACUACAAAAAAUGUCAAAAGAUAACAAAAAAUGCAGACUUUAACGACCAGAAGUGGGAAUUGUUUUGUUAGAUAAUGUGUCGAGAACAAAUAUUAGCUUUAAACAGUUGAGUUGGCAUAAAGAUUACCCUAGUAGUAAUAAGAUAAUGGUAAAGAGCUGUAAGAAUCAGUGUUACAAUCUUAGUUACACACAUAGGCAUGCAUUUUCAAUUAUAAAAGAUUUUAUCUCACAUUCAGUGUCACUUGGAUCCUUGGUAAAUCAUUUACAUCUGUAAAUGUAUCAGAUUCCAAUUCCUUAAUGCUGUAGCCACUUACAAGCUACUGUAACAGGCUUCUGACUACAGCUUGCUAUUGAUGUCAAACAUGUUGAUCAUGAAAUGAAAAUUAUCAUUAUCUCCGAAAUGUAACAAAAUACAACAUCACAGCACCAUGCUCUUCAAUCUCAUGGGAAUCUGUCUUGUGAAAUAAUACUGAAACAAUAAACUCCAAAUUGAUUUGUUAUGUACAUAAUUGCUGGACAUGAAAAGAUUGACACACUCAGUCUCUUAUAGUUUCUGCUAUAACUCAUAAUUUGAUGUCCCUUGAUAAUGUAAUUCUAAAGUCAUGAAUUAUCAAUGUUCUCUUGGAUAAGUGUCAGGUUAUUUAAUGUAUAAGACAAAAUGAAUGCAAUCAUUCAGCUAGGAUAAUCAAUGAGAUCUAGCUACAACCUGGGGACUUAUUCCCAUCAAGAAACAUACAGAACUGAAAUUUUUAAGAUCCUUGCCAAUGAAACAAUUGUACAUAGAUAAAGACAUCUCGAGCUGGGUUUAUUUCAUAUGAAGCAUUCUUGCACCAAUGGAAAGUAACUGGUAGCCAAAUAUGGAAAAGAAAUUUCAAGAUAGAUUUGAUCAGAAGAUUUAAUCAUCAUUGCCUAGGUCAGUACUUUUUUAUUUUGGAUUGUUGUAAAUUUUGCACUCCCUGUUACAUUUUGAUAACAACGAGAAUGAUGCUACAGAAACGUGUCUGAAAUGUUUAACAAUUAUUGAAAUAUGUAUUAUUUUUCAUUAUUUGUUUACAUUGUUUUGUCAGUAAUGGCUUUGAUGUGCGUUGUGUAAUUCAUUGUGUUAUCCAUCCAUGUUUCAGUUUAUUUAAUUGUUUACAGAUAACUGUCAAAUUAUUGAAUUCAGUGUAUGUGUUAUGACCAUACUACAUUUUAGUUUGAAAGUGUUGGCAACAGAACUCACAGGUAACAGAUGAACUUAUGGCAAACUCAAUAAACAUUUUAGGAUGCAAAACAAUAUGUUGACUAAUACUUACUUUGUUUAUAUCAACAACAACUGUGAAACAAGCCAUCAACUUAUAUCAAUCACUCUUGCUGGCCCAGAUGGAAGCACGUAAGGGGAUUUACUGUAGGUGGAGACCAGAGUACACAAGGAAAACAAAAACCCACAUGGUCAGGCAGGUGAUUCCAUACCAUGUCCAUUCUAGGAACCAAACCCCAAACAUCUAAGGGAAAGGCGAGUUAUUACCUCUUGGCCACCCGACCACCCAAUAGUAUACCAGUUUAGUGAGAAAAAAUGAAAUAGGGCAUUUUAAAAUUUCGUUAAUUUAUAAAGCUGAUACUAUAAAUAUACUCUACAUGUUUUUACAUGACAUAGCUUUACUUAGAUUUACAUGACAUGUGAUAAUGGCAAAUAAUUUUUAUAGCAUGGCAUGAAGCAGGAGACAUUUGAAUGCUAAUUUGUUUUAUCUGAAAUAGAUUAUUUUUUCCCAAAAACCAUUUCAAACUAUAUGUACAGUUUCCUAAUCUAUACCUGUACUUCCAUCAGCAAUUCUUAAAACAAGAUCUGUAAGAGAAUAAUUAAAGAGAUAUUUAAUUAUAUUUCAGGAUUUUGCUCAUGAAAUGUCAACAACAUUUGAAAAAAAAUGAACUGAAUUUUAUCCAAAAUUUGCAUAUUGAUGAAAUGAAUCUGUCAUGUUGAUCACUGGAUCUAGGUUUUCAUUUCAGUGAAUUAUGAAAGAAAAAGCAGACACUGUAUCAUUAUUGUCAUUGCUUCACAUGUCAUAGACUCAGAAUAACUGGAUUUGUAGUCAAUUAGGAAAAAUCGAAUGAUAUUUUUUGUAGUGAUAAAAAUCAGUUUCAUACCAUCUGCCUCCAAAGUAAGACUGCAAAAGUUUUAUAUAACAAAGUUAUACAAGUACAGAUCUCCUCAUAAAUCAACGUUUAAAUUUGGCUGAUAGAGUAAGGAACUAAUUGAUUUUUUUAAAAAUGAAAUUGAAGCAUUAGUGAUUUGGAAGCCCCGAAAUAUAGUUUUUCACAAUGACACUGAAUGUGAGACUUUGUGUCGAAACACUUUUUUGUUAAUGUAUAUGUAAUUGUGUAUUUUGUCAGAAAUGGAAAUAUUUAAUCCUUCUUUUUGGGAGGAGAGGCUAUGUACACUUUACUUACUAAUAUUUGCUGGAGAGUAGAAUUGAUGAGAUAGAAAAACCUGAACUGUGUUCCAGGAAGUGUAUCACAGCUGGUGUCAUUAUGGCAAAUUGUUUAUAAUUAAUUUUUUCUGAUGUUCUAUAAUUUUUUUUACACUGACACCAGACUGAUGUAAAACUGAAGAGAAAGUGUCAGAAUAAUUUGGACUUGAUUAUCAGCAGCAUUGUUUGAUUGUUUUGCUUGUUCUACUUGAUGGAAAGUUAUCUUUUAUAAUAAUUGUCUAUUGUCCAUAAAUUCCUCAGGAAGAAGGUUAAUUUUUUGAGUAAAGAGCAUAAUCAUAUAACUGAUAAGUACAUUGUAAGUAUAAGGUGAAAAAAAUCUUAGGCUUUAAAAAGUAGAUAUAAUCACAGGUAAAUUCUUACUUGCAUAGGUUAUAUAUUUUAUGAAUGCUAUGUAUAAGAUUGCUGAUUUUUAAUGUUCUAAUAUUUAUCCAGCAAUGAGCCCUAAGAGCUAGCAUGUUUCACCUUACUAUAUAAGUCGGGUGAUGGACUAAUCAUGAAAAAUAUGAAAGAGCAUUUGGUUUUAUUUAAACUGGUUUUAUAUUAUUCGACAUACUGUCAACAGCUUUGACCAGGAGCAUUAUUUAUGGUUGGAUAUUACCAGACGUGGGUUUAUUGUCAGAUGAAUAAAGUAUAAAAAGGCAAAGCUAAUUGUGUUAAUGGUAUACAUGAAGUAUUAAGUUUUGAUUACUUCUGUGUUUGAGGAAGCUUUAUGUAGGAGUUAAUGUAUUCCUGAUUAGAGUUUAAUCAUAAAGUGAUGAAUUUGUGUCAACUUUGUUUAAAUGUGUUCAAUGAAAUAUUCAGGAAAUAGUUAAUGAUAUAACACAUUUUUUUCAUCAAGUUUGUAAGUUUAUAAAUAUGAAACAAAAUACAGCAUGAUCAACUUUCAUGCGUCAAUCCAAACAUUGUUUAACAACUAUAGUACAUUUGGAAUGUACAAUGAAAUUGACAAAAGUAUUUUUACCAUAAUAUUUAUGUUGUAGUGCACAAAUGCAGAAGACAUGCUUACCAUCUUUAAAAAACAGUUUUCACAUACCAUUGGUCUUAUUAAGGUGUAGGGACAACACUAUGGUAAAUUUAUAUCAUUGGUUGCAAUUUGAAAAAGUCUGUUUACAUUAAUUCAUGACAUAUACUAAUUUGACGUGUUUCCAAUGGAAGGAAACUAAAAAUACACGUUAUUGAUAUUUUCAUAUGAUGAAACCAGAAAUCAUAUGUGCACAUAUAUACUUUCAGCUGACCAUCUUAGGUGGUGGGCUGAUAAAAUUGCUGUGUGUCCUCCUAUCUCUGAACAAUUCUUGUUAUUGCUAUUUCUUGGUAUAAGCUUAAUGAAUCUUUCUCAAAUUUUAUAUAUAGGUUUGCCUUUUGUCCCUAGUUGUGCCCUUAGAUUUUGAGACUGGAUUUUGAGACUGAUAAAAAAAACAAAACAUGGUUGAAAGGUGGCUUUGUUGGAUUUGACUUUGAAAGGUAGCACUGAAUGCAUCUUUCUCAAUUUUCAUAUGUAUAUGUAUAUAUUUUAUAUAUAUUUCAUAUAUAAUGACAGAGUGGCAACAAUCUUUGAUUGGACUGGUGAAUAUUAUUAUUGAUAUUUCUUCCAAGGAAUUCUCAAAUUUCACUUAAUUAAGGGAAAAUAAGAGGAAAGUGAAAAGAAGGAAUAAGAUCAAACUUUUAAAGAACAAAUGAAGAACAAACAAAGAUUAAAUGAUGGUAAGCACAAAGAUCCCUCAGGGAUAAUGUAUUGUUUGUGGUUGUCUUUUACACUUUUAUCUCUUUUGACUGGACUGCAUGAUGGUCAGUUUUACUAAAGUUUUAUAAAUCAAUUUACACUAAAUACAUGUGAUAGGUCUGAGAGCCUUGUACAAAGAUACAUUGUUUAUGCUUUAAAUAUUCUCUCAGACAUCUUACUUGUUGCUUUUAAUAGAGUUUUCCCAUACACAUUGUACCUAUCUGUGAGUUAUCUCCCUUACACAUACUCUGCGUUUUAGUUAUCACCCUUAAAUGCUAGACUGCGCGGAGUAAUAUAUUGUACCAAGUGUUUAUAGUUAUCUCCCAUACAUCAUUGUACGAUCAUUUGAUCAACAGGGAAAGGUUUGUGUGUUAGUUUCAUAUAUUCUUAAGUGUGCUUGUAAGGGCCAUAGUCCUUUCACAGCAUACUGUGUUUUUGUCAGUUAUCUCCCUUACACGACCUAAUGUUUAUUUCAGAUUUUCUCCCUGGCACAUUGUACUAUUUGUUAUUUUUUAGGAUUAUCACACUUACACAGUUUACAUGUGCAUAGGAUGUAUGUUAGAAUUACAACUGAUGGUUGCAACACUGUUGUUCAUUCUUGGAAAUGGAAUAUGGCAGGACUUCACAAAGAUUUUCAGGACAUGUGUUGAAAAUUUAUGCAUAGAUCUGACAUUUUCCUUUCAAAUGUUAAUCGAUAAAUAGAUGAAUGGUCCGUCCUCAUAACUAGAAAUAAAUGCCCUUGUGGUCUUUGGCAGAUUUUUUCCCCUCACAAAUUUUAUUGUAUAAGAGUUAUAACUCUUACAAACCAUAUUGUUUUGUACAGAAAAGAAUUAGCAAUGAACACAUUUCCUUUUGUGUGUUUUAUUUAUUUUUUCAAAAUUGUUUCAAACAGAAAUGGCUAAUCUUGUUGACCCCAAUUUACCAUACGAAAGGAAGCCUCAGUCAACUAUAAAGAGAUGAAAGCCUGGUUUACAUGUGUUACCAUCCUUAUAACCAGGGACCUUACUUAUGGACUGGAUGCUUAAUUCAAUAGCAAUGUAGUAACAUUAAAAAAAUGAUGCUAUCCAUGAUUGAUGAAACUCCUACUUUUGACAGCAACAAUAACAUUAGUUUUUUGGCUGGUUGGGUUUAUGUGGAAAAGUUGUCACAGUGUAUCAGUUACCCUUAGUCAAUAACAGGAGUUUCAUGUUACAUUCAAAACAAACAAAAACAAAACUCUGGUGUACAAUUUCCAGCAGAUGGUAUAUGUAAUGUGACAAUAUAUAUCUAUUAUUUAUUCUAAUCCAGUCAACUUAACUUUGCACCUUUCUGAACUAAAGGAUUUUUUUACUGUUAAAGGUAUAUAGAGUUGUGUAAUACAAAUAACACACCUGUUUAUAUUAACACUGUGAAUGGAUUUUUUUAGUGGUAUUUUUUAUGUGUUGUUGGAUUGUGUUUCUAUUUAUAGAUUGUUGACACCUUGAUUAAUAGAUAUUGUCCUAACCAUUUGUUUUAUCUAGUACCUCUACAAAAUUUUCUUCUUAUAUUCUUAAACGUCUAGUUAAACUUCAGAUUUGUUACUAUCAUAUUUAUAGCAGUUUUGUAUCUGUUUUUAAUACUUUGUGUGUUGGUUGAGUUUUUUCACUAGUAUUAUUGUGUGCCAAUGUUUUUCACAGAGUUGUAAAGCCAUGUUUCAAAAUUGACCAAUCCCUAAUUGCUGUUGAUUUGCCUUUAUUUACUACAACAAGGUGUUUAUAUGUUGUAUAUGUUGUUAUGAUUUGGUAAGUAUUUGGCUUAAACCUUUUCAAAUUAUUAGAAGAACCAAUAGAAUUGCUUUCCACAGGUUGAAAAUUGUUAAUUUUAUAGGUUGAUAAUUUUCAAGGUGACCUUAGUUUGAAGUCAUGUAGAAUGAUGUUUAGCUAAAAAUUUGAACAGAGUCCCUUCAAAGGAAUGAUGUUCCAAAAUGUUGUUGUUGUUGGAAAUACAUUUGCAUGUUAAUCAUGGUGCAAUGCCCCACUCCUUGCCUUCCCUCACCCUCACCCCCACCCCCCACCCCCAGAUCUUGUUGUUUAUGGAAAUGUUGUAGUCCUAUAACAUGUUUUAUAGGAACAUACUUAAUCACCACCAACACAUUUCACUGUUAAAAUCAAUGUUAUUGUUACUUACUAAAAUUUGUGAUGUUUUAUUAUCUACUCAAGGAUUAAUGGAUAUAAUUGUCAAAAUAAAUAUCUUAAAACAAA